GAAUAUCAGAAAGCGCAGAACCAGCAGUGCGCAAAGGGACGGGAAAAAGAUAACUUUGUGAAAAACAAAUAAGAAAGUUCAGAUUUUUACUGUCCCUCUGUCUCUCUCUCUAAUAACAUACGCAAAAUUACACACAGAAAGGUAAUGGGGUGGGUGGUGAAACAGCAGCUUAUGAGAGGGAAGAGAACUCGGAUAUGGGGAGGAGCAUUGCUUUGUUGGCUUUGCCUCAUGUUUGCCACUCCCAAAAUCCCUCUCUCUCCGAAGCACCAUCUUUAUGCUGACAUGCGCAAUUUUCUCGGAUUGCCUAAUACGUUGAAUGUGAUUACAAAUUUCCCAUUUUUGGUUGUGGGUGUUCUGGGUUUUGUUCUCUGUCUCCAAAGGAACUUUUUUAACCUAAUUUUGCGAGGAGAGCUAUGGGGAUGGGCGCUAUUCUAUGCAGGAACAGCAGCGGUGGCUUUUGGGUCUGCUUAUUAUCAUUUGAAGCCAGAUGACAAUAGAGUAAUGUGGGACACGUUUCCGGUUAGCAUUACUAUACUGUUACAGCACUCUCAAAUGAUGAUUGCGUACUCCUCACUUUUCUCUAGUUUUAUAGUGGAAAGAAUGGGGGAGAAGAUUGGAUUAAGUUCUCUAUUUGCCCUCCUUUUAUUUGCUUUUCUUAGCACAGCUUACGGAAUAACAUAUAAUGAUCUUCGGCUGUGCAUGGCAUUCCAGUUGAUUCCAUCGAUAGCCAUUCCAGGAAUGAUGUAUGUGUUCCGAUCUAAAUAUACUCACUCAAGAUAUUGGCUUUUUGCAGCAGGAAUACACGUUCUAGCCAAAUUUGAAGGUGUUGCUGACAGGAAAAUAUACCGUGUAAAUCGUUACAUUAUCAGUGGGCACUCAUUGGAGCAUUUAUGUUUAGCAAUGGUCCCUGUUCUGCUGAGUAUAAUGCUCAUGUAUAGAAACAUGAAAUUUCAAAGAUUAGGCGAUCAUAAGGAACGUCCAUGAAGAGAGUUGGAAUGAGUAAAUGACCAAUGAAGGCUUAUGAAGUGCAUUAUCUAAAGUGGAAACCUGGGAAUUUUCAGUGGAGGAUUAGAUUAUUGGAGGUAAUGAGUGCUUUUAUCAUCCUUUUUUGCCUAGAACAACAGUGAUAAUAUGUAAUCAACAAAUCUUUCUCCCUCAUUGCUGUCCAGCACUAAGUUUUUUUUUUGCUUGUUUAAAAUCAAAACUGCGUCGGAAAGGAAAUUGUAUGCUUUUGUGCGGUCUCAAUUUUGCAUAGGAGGCUGGUUCUGUCAUCUUGCUUUCAACAGAGGAUACCAUUGCAGGACAAUAGGUAAUGCCAACUGCUAAUCCGCUGAGUACCAGAUCAUGGAAUGAGAUUGUAGCCGUUAUUUUUGAAAAAAAAUUAGAAAGCAUAUAGAGGGUUUUCUUCAUUUAUUCUUUGUCUAAUUUGUGGUGAAUUGCACUCACCUCGUGGUUGGUGACAACUUAGUGAUUGCUGCCAUGUAGGAACUGUAGAAAACCACUGCCCUUAUUACAAAAGGUUUAAGGAGACAUGAAAGUUGUCAGAGAAGAUCAUACUUCCAAUAUUUUGUAACUUUUGAGUUUGAUUGCCAUGAUAUGUUGUACUAAAUUCUACUAUGAUCUGCCAAGUAAUGUUGAAUACAAUUUUCGAGCAUCAAAGGCAAUGAUGAGAUUUGAUCACUCUCGGUGUCAUUACAUGACAACCAAGGCAUGCUUCAACGUGCAUUUUCAA
Messenger RNA from Quercus robur (English oak), 1732 nucleotides. RefSeq lists its product as uncharacterized. The record is from RefSeq and is a predicted model, not a curated record. Gene Ontology annotation, biological process: ceramide metabolic process. The coding region runs from base 145 to 984 and encodes 279 amino acids. Gene Ontology annotation, molecular function: hydrolase activity, acting on carbon-nitrogen (but not peptide) bonds, in linear amides. Gene Ontology annotation, cellular component: membrane. The transcript has 8 exons. NCBI's taxonomy places the organism in Eukaryota, Viridiplantae, Streptophyta, Magnoliopsida, Fagales, Fagaceae.